UCGCGAAAGGAAAGAGAGAGCGCUCGCGAGAACUCAGGCCGCCCGUCCCGAAAGGUUCUCAGUAAGCGUAAGGGCCUCGAGGAGCCCCGAGGGGCCCAUGGCUGGAGCUGGCCCGACCAUGCUGCUACGAGAGGAGAACGGCUGCUGCAGUCGGCGUCAGAGCAACUCCAGCGCUGGGGAUUCGGACGGGGAGCGUGAGGACUCGCCGGCCGCGCGUGCCCGGCAGCAACUCGAGGCGCUGCUCAACAAGACUAUGCGCAUUCGCAUGACGGAUGGGCGGACACUGGUCGGCUGCUUCCUCUGCACGGACCGCGACUGCAAUGUCAUCCUGGGCUCUGCACAAGAGUUCCUCAAGCCGUCGGAUUCAUUCUCUGCGGGGGAACCCCGUGUGCUAGGCCUGGCCAUGGUCCCAGGACACCACAUCGUUUCUAUUGAGGUGCAAAGGGAAAGCCUGGCGGGGCCUCCAUAUCUCUGACCGUGAUCGUGCAUGUCUUUCAGACUUCAUUAAAUAUGUAACUGAAGCAGCCUA
Molecule: messenger RNA, 529 nt
Organism: Dipodomys spectabilis (banner-tailed kangaroo rat)
Lineage: Eukaryota; Metazoa; Chordata; Mammalia; Rodentia; Heteromyidae
Gene: Naa38
Product: N-alpha-acetyltransferase 38, NatC auxiliary subunit
Exons: 3
Coding region: 98-475 (125 amino acids)
Cellular component (GO): NatC complex
Molecular function (GO): RNA binding
Source: RefSeq, a predicted model, not a curated record